GGCGGGGCGGGGCAGAGCGGUCUCGGUCCGUGCGAGGCGCGGGCCGGCGGGAGCAGCGGCGGCCCCGAGGCGGGAGGAUGCGGGCGGUGCCCGGGGUGCAGCCGGAUCGGCCCUUCAAGCUCAGGAAGAGUCUCGCCACCCGGCGGGAAGAAGUAGCAGGGAUCCGAGCCAAGUUCCCGACAAAAAUCCCGGUAAUUGUUGAGAGAUACCAUAAAGAGAAAUACCUUCCCGUCUUGGACAAAACCAAGUUUCUGGUUCCCGAGGAGCUGACCAUGGCACAGUUCAUAACCAUUAUCAGAAGCAGGAUGGCUCUGACAGCUACACAAGCUUUCUAUCUGCUGGUGAACAACAAAAGCCUAGCCAGUAUGUCCUUGACAAUGGCAGAAGUGUACAGGGACUACAAAGAUGAAGAUGGCUUUGUGUAUAUGACCUAUGCUUCCCAGGAGAUGUUUGGAUGCUUAUUACCUGCUGCCCAAGGGAAAACUAUGGAAUGCUUUCAGAAAAUCUAAGAUUGGGUUCAUUGCUGCAGCAAAGCAGUUUGCUCUGAAUCAUGCCUGUGACACGAACCUCAGAGAUGCUCCUUCCACUCUACAGAGCUCUUGAGCUCUGUAGUGGGAGUUAUGACCUAAAAGCUGGCAGGACCAGCUUAAGACAGAAAUGGUGGUACACUUUCCCUAGGUAAUAAUUUGGAUAUAUUUUUUUAUAUUUGAAGACACAAUGGGUUAGGUUUUUUUGUCUUUUGAACUGCACCUCCACUGCUUUGCAAUAUCAGUCUUUGUUGUGAAACAGAUUUUUAAGGUUUCCUGAAAGCCGAAGUCUAAGAGAAAAAUAAAGAACCUUUUAAGUAUUGAGUUGAAUGUUACUUUUAAUCUUGGGAAAGACUGUAAAAAAUUGUAUAGGGGAAGAUCCUAUAAUAAUUCUGGGAAUUUGAGCACAAUGCCUUUUAAAUGAAACACUGCUUGCAAAGCUACUCUGAAUUUUUGAAUGAAAUAUCAAAGUUUAAGUUGUGUCACCCAUGAACAGAACCAUAGCUAUGAAAGGUUCAUUAAGGUAGGUAUCUGGGCUGUGAGAUUAAGUAGUUGUGGCAGAGCCAUGGUAAGUUUA
This is a messenger RNA of Motacilla alba alba, 1104 nucleotides long. It is a transcript of the gene MAP1LC3C, whose product is annotated as microtubule associated protein 1 light chain 3 gamma. NCBI's taxonomy places the organism in Eukaryota, Metazoa, Chordata, Aves, Passeriformes, Motacillidae. Gene Ontology annotation, molecular function: ubiquitin protein ligase binding. The record is from RefSeq and is a predicted model, not a curated record. Gene Ontology annotation, biological process: autophagy of mitochondrion; macroautophagy; cellular response to nitrogen starvation. The coding region runs from base 78 to 509 and encodes 143 amino acids. Gene Ontology annotation, cellular component: autophagosome; autophagosome membrane; cytosol. The transcript has 4 exons.